CCCCGCUCGCCUGCUGCAGGCAUGGAUAACUUCGAGUACAGCAUCCAGCUGAACGACCGCGAAUGGGCCGAGUUCCUGCGCGCCUCCGACGAGUGCAGCCUGGCGCCCGCCUCGCUGGCCACGGCCGACGAGCAGUGCCUCAGUGACAUUGAGCAAGGGGACACCUCGGGACGGGACUGUCCCUCCUCGACGGGCGGCGAGCCAGCGCCUGGCACGGGCAGCCCUGCCCCACGUGGGGUGCCCGGUGACAUCGGUGACACCGACAGCGACACCGCCCCGCGCCUCCGAGCCCCGCCGGAGCUGCUGUCGGGCAGCGAGGACGAAGCGGAGCUGGGCUCCGUGGGCAGGUUCUUGUGCGACAGCGACAAGCCCGGGUCCCUGUCACCCGCUGCCAUGCCCAGCGCCCAGAGGAGGCAGCCACCACGGCCACCUGCGGCCACUCCGGCCGGUGGCACAGCCCAGGGCAGCCCCGGGCAGGACACCGAGAAAGGAGCGGCCGGAGGCGGCCAGGACACGGAGCCGCAGGGAGGGGAUGCAGGAGGGGGACAAACCCCGGGUGGCACCGUGGUGGCACCGCCGGGGGUGGUGGCACCGCCGGCAGUGGUGGCAUCUCCGGCAGUGGUGGCAUCUCCGGGGGUGGUGGCACCCCCGGCAGUGGUGGCAUCUCCAGGGGUGGUGGCACCACCGGGGGUGGUGGCACCUCCGGGAUCUCCAGCACCAUCUGCUCUCCCGGAGGAAUCGGCCGCCAAAAGCUCUGCCGGCGCCUCCCCGCCGGAGCCCAGGCUGCGGGGAGCCGCGGGUGACCCCCCGAGCCCGGCCCCGGGGACAGCGCAGGAAGAACCGAGCUCCCCGGGCGGAUCCCCCAGCGUGGUCAGGCCCAAAGUGCCGGCGCAGCCCAGGAAGAGCCGCCGGCAGCGCGGAGCCAGCGCGGCCGAGGGGGACAGGGACCCUGCGGGGGCUGCGGCGGGGGCCGGGAAGGCUCCUCCGGGCUCCCCGAUGUCCUCUCGGAAGGGCAAAGCCAAGGAAAAAGCGGCCAAGGCAGCGCUGGUGAGGCUGGGCAGCGAGGAGGCUGCGGAGGGCAAGCGGGCGGUGGCCAGCGCUGGCCCGGAUGGCGGCGAGCCCCUGAAACCGAGGGGGAAGGAGCCGGGGGCGCAGUCCCCAGGGAAGACAAAGGCCACCAAGUCGCCAAAAGCAGGGCAGGCUGGUGGCUCGGGCGUACGUGACAGUGCCCCAGCGGUCGCUGCCCCGGGAGAGCCGUGCCAGGAGAUGCCAGGGAAGCCUCUCCAGCCCGGGAGUGCGGCGGGGCUUGGGGGCAAUGCUGGUGGGGAGCCUGCAGCCGAGAUCCCCGGUGUUUGUGCAGCUGAGAUCCCCCAGAAACCUUCAGAGAUCCCUGGGAUUCCUGCAGCUGAGAUCCCUGGGAUUCCUGCAGCUGAGAUUCCCCAAAAACCUUCAGAAAUCCCUGGAGUUCCUGCAGCCGAGAUCCUCAAGGAGUCUGCAGCUGAGCUCCCUGGGAUUCCUGGAGCUGAGAUCCCCCAGAAACCUUCAGAGAUCCCUGGGGUUCCUGCAGCUGAAAUCCCUGGAGUUUGUGCAGCUGAGAUUCCCCGAAAACCUUCAGAGAUCCCUGGAGUUCCCACUGCUGAGAUCUGCAGGAAGCCUGCAGAAAUCCCUGGAGUUUCUACAGCUGAGAUUCCCAGGAAACCYUCAAAGGUCCCUGAAGCUCCUGCAGCUGGGAUCCCUUGGGAGCCUGCACCCGGGAUCCCCAGGACCCCUCCAGCUGAGAUCCCCAGGAUCCCUGCGGCCGAUAUCCCCAGAAUCCCUGCAUUUGAGAUCCCCAGAAUCCCUGCAGCCGAGCUGCCCAGGAUCCCUGCAAUCGAAGCCCCCAGGAUUCCUGCAAUUGAGACCCCCAGAAUUUCUGCAAUCGAGACCCCCAGAAUUCCUGCAAUCGAGAUCCCCAGGAUCCCUGCAGCUGAGAUCCCCAGAAUCCCUUCAGCCGAGCUUCCCAGGAUCCCUGCGAUUGAAAUCCCCACAUUCUCUGGGGCUGAAAUCCCCAGAAUCCCUUCAGCCGAGCUUCCCAGGAUCCCUGCGAUCGAGAUCCCAACAUUCUCUGGGGCUGAGAUCCCCAGAAUCCCCUCAGCCGAGCUUCCCAGGAUCCCUGCGAUCGAAAUCCCCACAUUCUCUGGGGCUGGCAUCCCUUGGGAAGCCGCGGCCGAGUUGCCCAGGGCCAGGAGCCCGCUGUGCUUUGCAGAAGGAGCCUCUGGCACUCCCAACUCUCUGGAUGUCACCUGGCCCGAGAUGUACGAUUACCUGUUCUGCGAUUCCCAGGAGGAGGACGAGCUGGGCAGCUCCCUGGAGGGUCGCAAAUYGCCCUUGAACAGGGAAUUCUCCUGGCCCGAACUUUAUGAGUAUUUUUUCAACGAACCCGAAGSAAAGAGGAAAAAAGGCAAAGGUAAAGACAGGAAAAGGAAGAAGUUUGGCGGGUUAGACCGCGCUGGGAUGGAAAAGGAGGAUCCCAGCUCGGCUGCGGGCAAGGACAGCGUGUUUAUCCCGGUCCCUGAUGUUUAUGGACACCUCUACCCGGAGAGAGCCCAGAACAGGAUGGGCUGGAGAGGGAUUUUCUCYACGGCUCCGGCCUCCGAGGUGAAGAAAGUCGUGGGGGCUUUGAAGGCUCUGCUGCRAAGGCAGGUCCAGCUGGGAGGGGGCCAAACCCCCGCGGGCUCCCAGGCCCUGGUGCCCAGAGGGUCCGGGGACAAACUCGCCCUGGUGCCAGAAGAUCCGCAGGGAGGUGAUGAGCAGCCAGAAAUCCUGGGGGAGGCUUUAAAAAACAUUUCCUCGGAACCUCGUGCUCCUCUCGUGGCAGGAGCAGCGGGGGACCCGCGGGUGCUGAGCCACAAGGACAUGUGCCUCGUCUUCUGCGCCUUCGCSUCCUGGGCGGUGAAGACAUGCGACCUGCAGGCUCCGGAUGCCUGGAAAACCAUGUUCCUGGCGGGUUUCGGCUCCCUCUCGGCCAUCCGCUACUUCCGACGGCAGGUCAGGGAAGGGCACCCCCGGACUUAACCCCUGCCCCUCCGGAGGCGCUGCCCGCGGCCGGGAGACGACAAAAACUGGGACUAUCCGCGCAGGCAGAGAUUUGGACUCGGUUCUGGACAGCGGGAAGGGGCUGGAGCCCAACACCGGCAUUUCUCCGGCCCCAUCCCCAACCGGACAGCACGGCACAGGGAGCGGGGCCCUCCCGGGGACGGAGCGGGACAGGAGAGGGGCUCG
Molecule: messenger RNA, 3261 nt
Organism: Malurus melanocephalus (red-backed fairy wren)
Lineage: Eukaryota; Metazoa; Chordata; Aves; Passeriformes; Maluridae
Gene: PERM1
Product: PPARGC1 and ESRR induced regulator, muscle 1
Exons: 4
Coding region: 22-3054 (1010 amino acids)
Biological process (GO): response to muscle activity; regulation of DNA-templated transcription
Cellular component (GO): cytoplasm; nucleus
Source: RefSeq, a predicted model, not a curated record